Molecule: messenger RNA, 2635 nt
Organism: Amphibalanus amphitrite
Lineage: Eukaryota; Metazoa; Arthropoda; Thecostraca; Balanomorpha; Balanidae
Product: UDP-N-acetylhexosamine pyrophosphorylase-like
Exons: 8
Coding region: 264-1820 (518 amino acids)
Biological process (GO): UDP-N-acetylglucosamine biosynthetic process
Molecular function (GO): UDP-N-acetylglucosamine diphosphorylase activity
Source: RefSeq, a predicted model, not a curated record
AGUUCAGCGCGUGGGCCGGACACCGGUCGGAGGCGACAGUCGGCUGGGCGUCGGCGGCGGCGGCCGGCGCUGCGGAUAGCGGCCGUGACCGGUGCGGCCGCCAGAGGGCCGGCGCGGCCGCCCCCGCCGCCGUAUAAAACGGCCGGCGGCUGGCCACUCGGCUCCUGAGACCGGCCGCGCCCGUCCGCACGCCUGUCCGUCCGUCCGGCACACCGCAGCACGCCACCCGCACCGUCGGAGUCAGCUCAGAUAUAUCUGCCGCCAUGGACAUGGAGAGUGUGCGCAGUCGGCUAAACAGCGCCGGUCAGCAGCACCUGCUGGCCCACUGGGACAGACUGAGCGCCGAGCAGCAGCAGCAGCUCUACGACGACAUUCAGCGUCUGGACCUGGACGAGGUAUGCGGCUACUUCCGGCGCACCAUGGAGGCGCACAGCCAGGAGCAGGACAAGCUGGACGAUCGGCUGCAGCCCGUCCACCCGGAGGACUUUGGCUCGGCCGUGCGCUCCUCCCAGGAGCAGCUCCGCCAGUUCGAGAACAUCGGUCUGGAGGCGGUCUCGCGCGGCGAGGUGGGCGUGCUGCUGCUGGCCGGCGGUCAGGGCACUCGGCUGGGCGUCAACUACCCCAAGGGCAUGUACGACGUGGGCCUGCCGUCCAAGAAGUCGCUGUACCAGCUGCAGGCCGAGCGGCUGGCGCGCCUGCAGGAACUGGCCGGCGAGGUGACGGGCCGCGCCGGCGGCACCGUCACCUGGUACAUCAUGGCCAGCGAGGCCACCAAACAGCCCACACUCGAGUACUUCGAAAACAACGACUUCUUCGGCCUCGACAAGAAGGACUUGGUGUUCUUCGAGCAGGGCACACUGCCGUGUUUCACAUUCGACGGCAAGAUCAUCCUGAAGUCGCCUAGCAAGAUCGCGCACGCGCCUGACGGCAACGGCGGUCUGUACCGGGCGCUGAAGCGUGAGAACAUCCUGCAGGACAUGCGCGGGCGCGGCAUCAAGUACCUGCACGUCUACUGCGUGGACAACAUCCUGGUGAAGAUGGCCGACCCCGUUUUCAUGGGCUACUGCAUCUCGCGUGGCGCCGACUGCGGUGCAAAGGUGGUGGAGAAGGCGUUCCCGGAGGAGCCGGUGGGCGUGGUCUGCCAGGUGGACGGCCACUACCAGGUGGUCGAGUACUCGGAGAUCACGCUGAAGACGGCGCAGAAGCGCAACGCCGACGGCCGCCUCACCUUCGGCACGGGCAACAUCGCCAACCACUUCUUCACGGUGGACUUCCUGGACCUGGUGGUGAACGAGCGCGAGGCGGCGCUGCUCCACCACGUGGCCAAAAAGAAGAUCCCCUACGUGGACGACGACGGCGUCACCCGCAAGCCCGAGAAGCCCAACGGCAUCAAGAUGGAGAAGUUCGUCUUUGACGUCUUCCAGGUGGCCAACAACUUCGCCGUGUGGGAGGUGCCGCGGGAGGAGGAGUUCUCGCCGCUGAAGAACGCCGACGGCGCCGAGAAGGACACGCCGACCACGGCGCGGCUGGCGCUCUGCUCGCUCCACCAGCGCUACGUGCUCGCCGCCGGCGGACAGUUCGUCACCGAGAACGGAGAGCCCCUCCCACUGAUGCCCAGCCCGGCCGCCGUCGACGGAGAGGAGGCCAACAACAACGAGGCCCAGAAGGCGUGGCUGCAGCGCGAGCAGCCGCUGCUCUGCGAAAUCUCGCCGCUCGUCUCCUACGCCGGAGAGGGCCUCGAGCCGCUCGUCAGUGGAAAGAAGUUCCUGCCGCCGCUGCUGCUCAACGAGCGGCCGGCGCCGACCUCAAACGGCCACUGAGGUCGGCAGGGCCGCCGCGCGCCAGUACAAACUGCCAGCCAGCCCGGCCCGCUCCGCCGGCGGCCCCCGGCGCUCGGGCCGCGCUCCAUUCCGGCGCGACGGGAUCGGGCCGCUGCGGCCCACGGCGGCGCUCCGCUCAGCUGGCGCCAGCUGGGCCCCAAGUGCCUUCAGUCAUCCUCUGCUCCUGUGGGGAAUCCCGCGUACUGGCAGCGUGGGAGCGCGGUACAGAUAUUGUGAUAAACGCGUACGCACGGGUCGUAGUAGGAUCCCGAGUUGAUUAUUUUUAUACGUGGUCGCUAGGCAGUAGGCGCACAGGGUGGCUUGUGCAAUAUCAUGUGAUGUCAUUAAGCCGGCUCCGGCCGCGGCGUCCUGCGGGCCACAGCGGUACAAUGGGCGACUGCGUGGCCGCAUAGUGACGUAGCGCGGGCCGGCGCGUGGAAACGAAGGCGACGGCUAGUUUUAUAGCUUAUUUUAGGUGGUGCUUUGGCUUGCGCAGCCGGUUAUCCGUGCGCGCAAGGUGGUAAUUCCAGGCGAAUUUUAUGCCUCCUGGCCGAUAUUUUGACAACUGCCGAAGUGACGUGAUCAUUAUAUAUCUGAGCGGUGUUUACGCCCUCCUGAACGAUAAAGCAUAUUGUUGGAUGAGCGAAUCAUGAUGUGUUAGUCCAAUCGGUAUAUUCUAUUUUUACAAUAUGGCACGUCUCCACUCAUCUGGGGUUCGAUGUCGGUGAUGUCUUCUUUUCGUCUUUAAGCAUGCGACUCUCUCGUGUCCUUUUUACUGUGCACAUAGUCGAUAGAAUACACCAGCUGCCACGAUA